This is a messenger RNA of Hevea brasiliensis (rubber tree), 3505 nucleotides long. Its product is annotated as vacuolar protein sorting-associated protein 41 homolog. NCBI's taxonomy places the organism in Eukaryota, Viridiplantae, Streptophyta, Magnoliopsida, Malpighiales, Euphorbiaceae. The record is from RefSeq and is a predicted model, not a curated record. Gene Ontology annotation, molecular function: protein binding. Gene Ontology annotation, cellular component: late endosome; HOPS complex. The transcript has 19 exons. The coding region runs from base 160 to 2991 and encodes 943 amino acids. Gene Ontology annotation, biological process: cellular response to starvation; vesicle-mediated transport; macroautophagy.
UUUGUUGCCUUGUUAAUUAAUAAUUAAACAACUGUUUUAAACCAAAACCACCCUUCUCCUCUCUCCUCGCCCACACUAUCACCCAAGCAAAGCAGAUCUUUCUCAAUCAUUUCCUCUUUCCUUUCAUUUCUCUCCACGACGAAUAGCACAAUCCUCCAAAUGGCUCUCAUUCCGUCGGAAAACGGCGUCGACGGAGACGACGAGCGGGAAGAGGAUGAAGAAGAUGAGGAGGAGGAAGAAGAAGAUGAGGAUGAGGAGGAAGAAGAACCCAGGCUCAAGUAUCAGAGAAUGGGAGGUAGUGUUCCCACGCUACUAUCUAAUGAUGCGGCGUCGUGUAUUGCGGUGGCGGAGCGCAUGAUCGCGCUUGGUACACUCGACGGUACCGUUUAUAUCCUCGAUUUCCUUGGCAACGAGGUUAAGGAAUUUCCUGCUCAUACUGCUGCAGUUAAUGACCUUAGCUUUGAUAUAGAAGGUGAAUAUAUAGGAAGCUGUUCAGAUGAUGGGUCUGUUGUAAUACAUAGCCUUUUCACCGAUGAGAAAAUGAAGUUUGAUUAUCAUCGUCCAAUGAAGGCUAUUGCUUUGGACCCUGAAUAUUCUAGAAAAACAUCUAGAAGAUUUGUAGCUGGUGGUUUAGCUGGUCAUUUGUAUUUUAAUUGGAAAAAAUGGCUGGGCUAUCGAGACCAGGUUUUGCACUCUGGUGAAGGUCCAAUACAUGCUGUAAAGUGGAGAACAAGUCUCAUUGCAUGGGCUAAUGAUGCAGGUGUGAAAGUUUAUGAUGCUGCCAAUGAUCAGCGAAUAACAUUCAUUGAAAGACCACGAGGAAGUCCACGUCCUGAGCUUUUGCUCCCUCACUUAGUUUGGCAGGACGAUACCCUGUUGGUUAUUGGCUGGGGAACAUCUGUGAAAAUUGCAUCAAUAAGAACAAGUGAGAAUAAAGGAACCAAUGGGACAUAUAGGCAAAUUCCAGCGGCUAGUAUGAACAGGGUGGAUAUUGUGGCAUCUUUUCAAACCAGCUAUUAUAUUUCAGGAAUUGCUCCUUUUGGUGAUUCUUUGGUUGUUCUAGCUUAUAUUCCUGGAGAAGAAGAUGGAGAGAAGGAAUUUAGCAGCACCAUUCCAUCGAGACUGCAGGGUAAUGCACAGAGGCCUGAAGUACGUGUAGUUACAUGGAAUAAUGAUGAACUUGCAACAGAUGCCCUACCUUUGCAUGGAUUUGAGCAUUACAAGGCAAAAGACUAUUCCCUUGCUCAUUCUCCUUUCUCAGGAAGCAGCUAUGCUGGUGGUCAAUGGGCUGCUGGUGAUGAACCAUUGUACUACAUUGUAUCCCCAAAGGAUGUGGUUAUUGCAAAACCAAGGGAUGCUGAAGAUCACAUUGCAUGGCUGCUACAACAUGGUUGGCAUGAAAAAGCUUUAGCAGCAGUUGAAGCAGGUCAGGCUCGAAGUGAACUCCUUGAUGAGGUGGGAUCUAGAUAUCUUGAUCAUUUGAUUGUGGAAAGGAAAUAUGCUGAAGCUGCAUCUUUGUGUCCCAAAUUGUUACAAGGAUCUGCAUCAGCAUGGGAGAGGUGGGUUUUCCAUUUUGCUCACCUCCGUCAGCUUCCUGUAUUGGUUCCAUAUAUACCAACAGAAAACCCAAGACUGCGUGAUACUGCUUAUGAGGUUGCUCUAGUAGCACUGGCAACAAAUUCAUCUUUUCAUAAGGAUCUUUUGUCAACUGUUAAAUCUUGGCCACCUGUGAUUUAUUCUACAUUACCUGUCAUUUCUGCCAUAGAACCUCAGCUAAACACCUCUUCCAUGACCGAUGCACUUAAAGAGGCAUUAGCAGAGUUAUAUGUAAUUGAUGGGCAAUAUGAGAAAGCCUGUUCACUUUAUGCUGAUCUUAUGAAACCAGAUAUAUUUGAAUUCAUUGAAAAACACAACUUACAUGACGCUAUUUGUGAAAAGGUUGUCCAAUUGAUGAUGCUGGAUUGGAAGCGUGCCGUAUCUUUGUUUAUCCAAAACAAGGACCUAAUUCCUCCAGCUGAAAUUGUCUCACAACUGCUGGCUGCCAGAAAUAAGUGUGAUUCAAGAUAUUUCUUGCAUGUAUAUCUCCGUUCAUUAUUUGAGGCAAAUCCACAUGCUGGAAAGGAUUUUCAUGAUAUGCAGGUAGAACUUUAUGCAGAUUAUGAUCCAAAAAUGCUACUUCCUUUUCUCCGUAGCAGCCAACAUUACACACUUGAGAAGGCAUACGAUAUUAGCGUCAAAAGAGAUCUUUUGAGGGAGCAAGUCUUCAUACUUGGAAGAAUGGGAAACUCAAAAAAGGCCCUAGCUGUCAUCAUAAACAAAUUAGGAGAUAUUGAAGAGGCUGUAGAAUUUGUAACCAUGCAGCAUGAUGAUGAACUUUGGGAAGAAUUGAUUAAGCAGUGCCUUAACAAACCUGAAAUGGUAGGAGUUCUGUUGGAGCAUACUGUUGGCAAUCUCGACCCCCUAUACAUUGUAAAUCUGGUACCUAAUGGCUUGGAAAUUCCUCGCCUUAGGGAUUGCCUAGUCAAAAUUAUUACUGAUUACAGAACUGAAACAUCUCUUAGACACGGGUGCAAUGAUAUUCUUAAGGCUGAUUGUGUGAACCUCUUGGUCAAAUACUACAAGGAAGCAAGACGGGCAGUUUGCUUAAGUAGUGAAGGAGAGGAUGCACGGGCGAAAAGUGAUGGUAGGAGGGAUUCUCAGGUAACUGAGAGAGCAUUAAGCAUGAGAACAAUGGAGGUCAAGUCAAAAACAAGAGGAGAUUCAAGAUGUUGCAUGUGUUUUGAUCCCUUCUCUAUACAAAACGUUUCAGUCAUUGUAUUCUUUUGCUGUCAUGCUUAUCACAUGACUUGUUUAAUGGAUUCCAUGCAUAGUGUUAGUGAUCAAAAAGGUAGUGAAGAAAAUGAUGAGUAUGAAGAAGAAGAUGAAGGCGAUGAUACCCAUGCUGGUGUUCCUCGAUUGCGAUGCAUUUUGUGUACUACUGCUGCCAGUUGAGAUGGAACGUUGGUUUUCUUUAUCCGAGUCCCUUUUCUGUUUGGCUGGGGAGUGGGGAAGGGGUUGGAAUUGUGCUAGUUUUCACCAUUUUAUCAGGCUUUUCUUUCCUUUUUUCCCCCUUCAUUUUUUCGUGUUAAUAUAUGAUAAUGGCGGUAUUCAUCAGCUUGCCAUUUUUGGUCGAGUUUCAAUUGCUGUAUUAUAAUCUUUUUUUUUUUUUUAUAUAUAUAAAUUAGAAAUGUAAAAGCUUUAAUUUUACAUGGAAGGGUAUGCCUGGUGUGUUUGGACAAAGGUGCAUAUCGAGUUAAAUGACCCAAAAUAUUGCUUGUGAGCAUAACUCCAGACUUGCUAUCAUCCUCUGAAGUCUCAAUUGGUCAGCUAAUACAAGUAGUGGACCUCUCAUUCUAAUUCAAAGCUCUCCUACCCGUGCGGGAAGGUUUCCAAAAUUCAUAAAAUCUGUGGAUUGGUGUGAAUAGCAAAUGUAAUAUUUUUUUUCCAAAAUAUUUAUGUCAUUUUU